AUGAGAGCUCCCUCCAUUGUAUCGGCACUUCUGUCAGGAGUCCCACCUUCCAAUAAAAUCAUUCCAGAUGUACCAUUGGCAGCCACAGAGCGUCCAGUCUUUGCGGAAGCAGACACGCACGAUAAAGAGGCUUCUGCUCCCGAUAUGUCCAUCGUGAGCCCGUCCGGAUUAUCCCAUCUAGCGGAAGACUGUGUCCCGUCUAUAGCUCAAGCAGCUGCUCAUCUACUGUUAAUGGAAGCUACGUGGGCGUGGAAACAAAAGUCAAUCAGUGGAGAGACUACCAGAAAAUUGCUUGCCUUGCUCUCGACGAACAGGGUAGGCCUGCAGCCAGACAAUGAGAAAAUUCACAGUCAGUUACUGGCUGGGCUUAUGGAGGUUGCUGCUCCUCGAUUCUACUCGUGGUGGCACGCAGUAAACCAAAAAUUAUCAAGGAUGAUGCCUGAGGAAGAUUACUUGGAGCUACCAGCCGAUCUAUUGCCUCCUAUAGAUGUUAUGAUAAUCUGGCAUGCGUAUAUGCUACAGCCUGUUAUCUACGAGGACGACUGUUCUCGGCUGGACGUACCUCAUAUGCGCCGCGUUCUCUUCCCCUGGCAGGCAGUGGUUAAUGCAAUCGACAUCAGGACGACCGAAUACUACAUCCCUUCUGCUGCAAGAGACUUCUUCGAAAAUUCAUCCGGACAAUCAGCCGAUCUACUUGAAGAGCUCUGUAACGAAACACAUCCGCUAGUUUACGAUAUAAACUGUCCAUACUGCCAUACUACCAGAAACCUACCAAUUAUACCCACCGCUCAAACCGAAGAUAUCAACCAUGGCUUCGAGCUAGAAUGCGACUGCGGCUACGCACCGUCCGUGGACGCACUCCGCAGCGAUCUUCUUCAUCUCCGCCAAACCAGGGAGUCCCGACUACGGGGAACAUAUUCAAACCCUGCUCUCGCUCAAGCAUUAUAUCCUCUAUCAAGAGCACUACCGCUGCCUAUCCUAGAGUCCUGCACCACGCGCGAAUGCUUCCUCCACGCUAUCCACACCGCAAGCUACGAAAGCAACACACCAAAAUGGGCAGUAGAGACAUUGCUAUCACUCUACACUCCAACCUCCCCAGUGACACAAGCAUCAUCAGCUCACUACUCCUCAGUACUGCGCGGAAUGCGCUUCGUCGAUGAGAUGCACAAGCAAUGCUGGCUGCGUUCACCGGCGCUCUGUGUUCGGUCUCCUACAAAUCCAUCAAGACUAGCCGGUACGCUGCCACGAGCACAGCAGAAAUAUCGAAAUUUUCUAAAUUCAGCUCGUCCGUCAAACAAUCUAUUUGUUACUCCAACAUCAGACAUGAAUUUAUUCUGGCACACGCAUCAGCUAUCUCCGGAACCUUAUCGCCGGUUCUGUAUUCGACAUGUAGGGAAGUCUAUGGACUAUAGCGAUAAAGUGAUCCAUAAAAACCUGAGUAGCUCGUUCAAAGCUACUCAGAAGGCUUACUCGGAGAGAUUCAGAGGGGUGUAUGAUGCUUGUCUUUGUUGGUCGUGCGAGACAGAGCGGAAUGGUCAAGAAGUUACUGUGUCUAAUGAUGAGGUAUCAGCAUCAUCAUCAAAGACACAGUACUACCAGGAAUGGGCACGCCGAGUAGUUGUUAUGUUCUGGCAGGAAGUCGAGGCCCGGCGCGAAAAAGGACUGCCGGGCCUGAAAAGGGAGAGUCUAGAGGAAGUUUUGGCGAAGGGACCUCGCAGACGGAGUUCAUUGGUCUCCCUAUCUUCUCUCAAAGCAUGGAAAUAUUAG
Aspergillus tubingensis is the source of this 1767-nucleotide messenger RNA. RefSeq names its product glycine-rich domain-containing protein 1. The transcript is spliced from 3 exons. The record is from RefSeq and is a predicted model, not a curated record. The coding region runs from base 1 to 1767 and encodes 588 amino acids. Lineage: Eukaryota; Fungi; Ascomycota; Eurotiomycetes; Eurotiales; Aspergillaceae.